Molecule: messenger RNA, 6310 nt
Organism: Panthera uncia (snow leopard)
Lineage: Eukaryota; Metazoa; Chordata; Mammalia; Carnivora; Felidae
Gene: TRPV5
Product: transient receptor potential cation channel subfamily V member 5
Exons: 15
Coding region: 240-2441 (733 amino acids)
Biological process (GO): calcium ion import across plasma membrane
Cellular component (GO): membrane
Molecular function (GO): calcium channel activity; protein binding
Source: RefSeq, a predicted model, not a curated record
GCUCUCUAGAGAGAGCUCCUCCCCUCCAGGUAAAGCCACAUUCUCCUGGCAGGGCCCCCAGUCGCCUCACUGCAUACACACACACUCCACCCACAAACUGCACGCUGUAUACACAAGUCACACUGGAGAUAUACUCACUCUCAGUCCCAACCCCAAACAGACCCCGCCUCCUCUGUGGACUCCUAGACCGGCUCCUUUUACCACAUUCCCUAACCUGCCAGUGCCUGAAAGAAGACGAUAUGGGGGCUCCUCCACCUAAGGCAGAGGGGCCCAGGGUCCAACUCCAGAAACUUCUGGCCUCCUGGCUGCUCAGAGAGCAGGACUGGGAUCAGCAUCUGGACGAGGCCCACAUGCUGCAACAGAAGAGGAUCCGAGAGUCUCCACUGUUUCAGGCAGCCAAGGAAAAUGACCUGUGUGCCCUCAAGAAACUUCUGCUGGACCGAAGCUGUGAUUUCCGACAGAGAGGAGCCUUGGGGGAGACCGCGCUGCAUAUAGCGGCCCUCUAUGACAAUCUCGAGGCCGCCGUGGUGCUGAUAGAGGCUGCCCCGGAGCUGGUCAAGGAGCCCACCUUGUGUGAGCCAUUUGUAGGUCAGACCGCCCUGCACAUAGCCAUCGUGAACCAGAACGUGAACUUGGUGAGAGCCCUGCUUGCCCACGGGGCCAGCGUGUCUGCGAGAGCCACAGGCACGGCGUUCCGCCGCAGCCCCCGCAACCUCAUCUACUUUGGGGAGCACCCCUUGUCCUUUGCUGCCUGCGUGGGCAGUGAGGAGAUGGUGAGGCUGCUCAUUGAGCAUGGAGCUGACAUCCGGGCCCAGGACUCCCUGGGAAACACCGUGUUGCACAUCCUCGUCCUGCAGCCCAACAAGACCUUUGCCUGCCAGAUGUACAACCUGCUGCUGUCCUAUGAUGGGCGCAGGGACCACCUGCAGUCCCUGGACCUCGUGCCCAAUCACCAGGGUCUCACCCCCUUCAAGCUGGCCGGAGUGGAGGGCAACACCGUGAUGUUCCAGCACCUGAUGCAGAAGCGGAAGCACAUCCAGUGGACCUACGGGCCUCUGACCUCCACUCUCUAUGACCUCACCGAGAUCGACUCCUGGGGGGAGGACGUGUCCUUUCUAGAGCUGGUGAUUUCCUCCAAGAAGCGAGAGGCUCGCCAGAUCCUGGACCAGACCCCAGUGAAAGAGCUGGUGAGCCUCAAGUGGAAGAGAUACGGACAGCGGUACUUUCACAUUCUGGGUGCCCUGUACAUGCUCUAUAUGAUCUGUUUCACCGCCUGCUGCAUCUACCGCCCCCUCAAGUUCCGCUUGGGCAACCGCACAGAUCCCCGGGACAACACAGUCCUCCAGCAGAAACUGCUGCAGGAGGCCUAUGUGACUCAGCAGGAUAAGAUCCGUCUGGUGGGGGAACUGGUGACCAUCACGGGGGCUGUGAUCAUCCUGCUCCUGGAGAUCCCAGACAUCUUCAGGGUUGGUGCUUCUCGCUAUUUUGGACAGACUAUCCUCGGGGGACCGUUCCAUGUCAUCAUCAUCACCUAUGCCUGCAUGGUGCUGGUGACCAUGGUGAUGCGGCUCUCCAACAUGAACGGGGAGAUGGUGCCCAUGUCCAUUGCCCUGGUGCUGGGUUGGUGCAGUGUUAUGUACUUCGCUCGAGGAUUCCAGAUGCUUGGUCCCUUCACCAUCAUGAUACAGAAGAUGAUUUUUGGAGACUUAAUGCGCUUCUGCUGGCUGAUGGCUGUGGUUAUUCUGGGAUUUGCCUCAGCGUUCUAUGUCAUUUUCCAGACAGAGGACCCAUCCAACCUGGGGCAAUUCUAUGACUAUCCCAUGGCACUGUUCAGCACCUUUGAGCUUUUCCUCACCGUCAUUGAUGGGCCUGCCAACUACGAAGUGAACUUGCCCUUCAUGUUUGGCAUUGUCUACUUUGCCUUCACCAUCAUUGCCACGCUGCUCAUGCUCAACCUGUUCAUCGCCAUGAUGGGUGAUACACACUGGCGGGUGGCCCAUGAGCGGGAUGAGCUCUGGAGGGCCCAGGUGGUGGCCACCACAGUGAUGCUGGAGCGGAAGCUGCCUCGCUUCCUGUGGCCUCGCUCUGGGAUCUGCGGGUACCAGUAUGGGCUGGGGGACCGCUGGUUCCUGCGAGUUGAGAACCACCAUGAUCAAAAUCCUUUGCGAGUGCUUCGCUACGUGGAAGCUUUCAAGGGCUCAGACAAGGAGGAUGGACAAGAGCAGCUUUCUGAGAAACAGCCCUCUGUUUCUGUGAUCGAAAGUGGGACCCCAGCCAGAGCCUCUCUGGCCCCUCCAACGCCUUCCCUAUCCCGGACCACAUCUCACAGCAGCAGCAGCCACCGGGGCUGGGAGAUCCUGCGUCGCAACACAUUAGGACACAUGAAUCUUGGGCUGGACCUUGGCGAGGGAGAUGGAGAGGAAAAUAUCUAUCAUUUGUGAUGAGGACCCCUGUUACUAUUGGCCUGACAAACAGGUGGGCCUAAAUGGAGGGAAGUAUCUGAUUGUUUUGCCUGUUAAUCAUGAGAGGGGAUAGGCAGAAUAAUUCUUCAAGGUCAUGUCUCAUCCUUCACAUCAGCAUUUCUGGAGAUGGGCAAUGGACAUCUGUUGUCCCACAUAUCUUCUGGUUUCCUGGAAGUCCCACAUCUUGAGAAAAGAAGGUGUCUCUUAGAGCAAAGUUGGAUUUAGCCAUCAAAGACAUGAACUAGGGAUGCUAGACUAACAUCUGGAUCAUCUUUCUUUCUGCCUCAUGCAGGCACUAGAAAGUAGUGAGCGGUGAAGCCUGCUUGGUUCCACAAGGCUUAAUGUGGGAAGAUCCAGGCAUGGCACUGAGGUUAUGGCCCUUCCCUUUUCCCCUGUAGGACUCUCUCUCACCCUGCAACCAACCCCCAACUAGAAAACUGCAAUAAGAAAGGUUCUUUAUCCUUGCUUUAUUUUUCAGAAAUUUUAUUGUGGGAAGAUACACAUCACAUAAAUUUACUAUCUUAACCAUAUGUAGGUAUACAAUUCAGUGGCAUUAGGUACAUUUACACUGUUGCAUAAUGAUAACUACUAUUCAUCCACAGGAUGCUCUCAUCAUCUCAAACCAAAACUCUGGUACUCAUUAAACAUUAACUCCCCACUGUCCCCUCCACACAGUCCCUCAUAACCAAUAUUCCACUCCACGUCUAUGAAUUUGACUACUCUAGGUACCUCAUACAGGUGGAAUCAUUCAAUAUUAAUCCUAUUGUGUCUGGCUUAUUUCACUUAGCAUAAUAGUUUCAAGAUUCAUCCUUGUUGUAGCAGGCAUCAGAAUUUUAUUCCUUUUAAGGGUCAAAUAAUAUUUCAUUGUAUGGAUAUAUCACAUUUUAUUUAUCCAUUCAUCCACUGAUGGGUAUUAGGGUUGUUUCCACCUUUUGACUAUUAUGAGUAAUACUGCUAUGAACAUUGGCAUAUAAUUCUCUUCAAGUUCUUGCUUUCGAUUUCUUUGGGUGUAUCCUUAGCUGUGGAAUGGCUUGGACUUAUGGCAAUUAUUAUUUAAUUUUUUGAGGAACUGCCACACUUUGUUGUUUUUCUUUUCUUUCUUUCUUUCUUUCUUUCUUUCUUUCUUUCUUUCUUUCUUGUUUUCUCCUUCUCCUUCUUUUUGAUAAUAGCCAUCCUAAUGGAUAUGAAGUGGUAUCUCAUUGUGGUUUUGAUUUGUAUUUCCCCAAUGACUAAUGACAAUGAACAGCUUUUCAUAUGCUUAUUGGCCAUUUGUAUUUGGAGAAAUAUCUAUCAAAUCCUUCAUCUAUAUUUUGGAUUCUGUUUGUUUUUUGUUGUUUUUGAAUUGUAUUAUCCUUGCUUUUUGAGACUCAGAGUCUAAAGGGUUUGUAUCUCAUUUGUGUCUACAUGUAUUUUAAAUAAGUGGUAAAUUAUGCCUUUUGUGCUUGAACAGCUCAAUCAUUUCUUUAUGGGACUCUUCCCGGUCUGUCCCUCAGGUGGCUCAUUAGGAGCUAAUCACCCUUGUGCCUGGGGGUAGCAGAUUUCUGGCUGUGUCUCCUGCAGCAGCCAUCUUUUGCCCCCACCUCCCUCUUCCCCUGUGCUGAGUUUUGGGAUGGACAGCAACAAAGCAGGAUGGGCCAUCCCUCUCCAGGGAGGAAAGUGGGAGCUAGGUGUCCAGGGCACCCAGUACCAGGCUCUUGACAACCUCCCUCUUGUCUCCAGUCCUUUACGUCUCACCUCAACCCUAAUAUCACCCUCACCCAAAAGCCAUAAUAACUUUUAAGAGGACUGUGGUCUGGAAUAGCAAAGAGGUAAGUCGGAUUUGUGAAACCACAGGCAGGUUCAUCCAGAUACUCAUACAAAGCAUAGAUGAGUGUGGAACGGGGAGGAAUCACACGAAGGUACAGGCACAGGGUCCUACACACUUGACCACCAGUGGCAUGAUUUCUAAAAGUGCUUAGUCAUCAUGACUCCUCUUAUUUUCCUUACAAUGGAAGCACUUCCUCUCUUGUGUAAAGCUAAACUCUCAUCUGAGUCCCAGAUUCCGUUUCCUUUCUGUCUUUUCAGACAGCCAUAUCCAUCGCUGUUCUCUCUAUACUUCUCAUUUGUAUAUCUCUUCUCCUCCCUCUCCACUAGUUCCGGGGAUCAGCAAAUAAGGAUGUUCUAUUCUUUCCCAUCUCCAAAGAAAUGGAAAACACCCUCCCUCAACCCUUCCUCCUUUCAGCUACUGCCCUAUCUUUUCUACUCCCUAUUCAGGGCCAAACUUCUUAGAGAAGGCUUUAUUGUCUAUUGAUCUCAUGCUGAGUCCUCAACCCAUUGUGAUUUGACCUUGCCUCUCCAAGCUACUGACAUCUAUGAGGGAGGUUAUCUACCUUUGGCUAAGCCCACUGAACAGUCUCAGUCUUGCUUGAACUGUCGGUAGCCUUCAGACUACUGUCGACCACUCGCUAUCUCUCAGCAUGUCAGUGCCAUACACUCUUGUCACGCUGGCUGCUUCUCUUCUACAAAUCUCUUAAACAUUUUCGGUCCACAAGCCUCUCUGUUUUCCUCACCACCUGGGCAGUCUCACCUGCUUCUGUAGAUUGUAUUAACAUGCACAUGUUCAUGACUCCCCAUUCCCUAUCUUCGGUUCACAUCUGUCUCCUGAGCUCCAGGCAUGAACAGCUUGGAUGCCUAUCUAUCAGACAGCUGAACCUGGAUAUUUUACAGACACCUCAAACUCAACAUGUCCCAAACUGAAAACUGAACAGCUUUUUUUCCUCACCAAACCUGCUCCUCCGCCAGAGUUCCUGACCAAAUAAUAGGCAAAGUUGCCUAAGCCAGAACCUGGGCGUCGUCUUCAACAUGUUUCUGUUGACUCUUAAAUCCAGUAAAUCUCAAAUCUUGUGGAUUCUGUUCCCUAAAACAUCUGCUUCGCAAAGAAUUAAUUUUGGUUAGAUAAUGUAACACAUAGCACAAAAUUCAAAGAGCAUGCAAGAAAUACAGAGACAAAAAGCUUUCCUACUUCUGUGCUGGCCCCUUUGUUGUUCUUUCCAGGGACAUUCACUAAUAAAAGUGUAUUUAUCUUUCCAAGAAUACUCUGUAUAUCCAAGCGUAUGUAUGUACAUAUUCCUCUUAAAAAGACGUAUAAUGGCACAGUUUAUUAGAAAAAGUUUUUGCUUUUUUCACUUAAUACAAUUUGAAGAUUAUUCUAUACCAAUAUAAAACCUUCCAGUUGUCCCUGCCUCUCGGGACCCUACUGUACAGAAGGAGGUUCCUAACUGCUCUGUUUGUAUGUAGUCUCGGUCUUCUUCAAUCCAUCACCCACACUAUGGCCAGAAUGAUCUUUGUAAGAUGCAAGUCCUACCCCUAAGUAUGGUCCUUCUGGAAGCCUUCCAUAAGCCAAUGCUGGGCAACCCUCCAGCCUCCUCACACCUCUCUUCUCUCAGGCUCUAUUUCACCAAGCUGGAUUUCUAUCAGUUCCUGGAUAAGGCUGAGUUCUUCUUCUUCUUGGCCUUCACAGUCUCUAGAGCUUUCUACCUCCUUGCACUCUCCCUUCCAUCUUUGUAACUUCUAUUCAUUUGUUGGUCUCAGCCUAACGGUCAUACAUUGGUUGUAUGUGUAAUUGUGGGGAUGCUGACCCGUGGGCAAGGUUAAAGUCCAUCUACUCUAUGUUUCCAGACUACCUAUGUUUUCUUUUUAAUUACACAUCCUGCACAUUAUUGUACUUAUUUGUUCAAUGUCUGUCUUCUUUAGUAGACUGUAAGUGCCACAAAGACAAAGAUGGUGUCUAUUUUAUUCAUCAUUGUGUUCCCAGUGUCUGGUGUAAUUCCUAGUACAAUGUAGUAUGCAAUAAAUAUUCAUUAACUAGA